CGCAUUUUUGCGACGUGUCCGGAUGUUCAGUUGUCAACAUGGCGGCGCAGCAGGGUGAUGUUGAUGAGUUGUUCGAUGUAAAAAAUGCUUACUAUAUCGGCAGUUAUCAACAGUGUAUUAAUGAGGCUCAGAAGGUGAAGCCACCAUCACCCGAGAAGGAGAUUGAAAGGGACAUGUUUUUGUACAGAGCAUAUAUUGCUCAGAGGAAGUAUGCUGUUGUCCAGGAAGACAUCAAGGCCAGCUCUCCACCUGAACUUCUGGCUGUAAAGAUGUUUGCAGAGUAUAUGUCCAAUGAAAGCAAAAGGGAUGCCAUUGUUGCUGAUUUGGAUAAGAAAAUGGCAAAGAGUGUGGAUGCUGCCAACACCACCUUCCUCCUCAUGGCCGCCUCCAUCUACUACCAUGAGUUGAACACUGAUGCUGCUCUCAGGACACUGCAUCAAGGAGAAAGCCUGGAAUGUAUGGCCAUGACCAUUCAGGUGCUUCUGAGCCUGGAUCGUGUUGAUCUGGCAAGGAAAGAGCUCAAGAAGAUGCAGGAGCAAGAUGAAGAUGCCACUCUGACCCAGCUGGCCACAGCCUGGGUUAAUAUCGCUGUGGGUGGAGAGAAGCUGCAGGAUGCCUACUACAUUUUCCAGGAGAUGUCUGACAAGUACUCGUCUACACUGUUACUUCUUAAUGGGCAGGCGGCCUGCUACAUGGCCCAGAACAAGUGGGAGGAAGCUGAAGGAGUGCUGCAGGAAGCACUGGAUAAGGACAGCAGCCACCCUGAGACGCUCAUCAACCUCAUCGUGCUGACCCAGCAUCUGGGCAAAGCUCCCGAGGUCACCAAUCGGUAUCUGUCCCAGCUGAAAGAUGCACACAGAAACCACCCAUUCCUUAAAGACUAUUUAACAAAGGAGAAUGAGUUUGACAGACUAGUGAUGCAGUACGCUCCCACAGCUACAGCAUGAAGCAUGUGCUUUUACUAAAGCACCUCCACAGUGGACUUCUUUUUCUUUCUCUCCUACUCAUACCUGUAUUUGUUUUGAUAUUUUUACUUGGCAGCAUUGGCUGUAUAAUUUAAUCCUCACUAGAAAUCCUAAUUUUGAUUUUUUUUGGGGGGGGGUGAUAAAUCUCUGUCUUGGUAUCAAUUACAUAUAAAUUUACAUUUCUCUGAUAUCAUUUCUUUGUAAUGCAAACAUUCCUCCGAGGUGAUAAUAAAUGUGUAAAAACCU
Molecule: messenger RNA, 1211 nt
Organism: Melanotaenia boesemani (Boeseman's rainbowfish)
Lineage: Eukaryota; Metazoa; Chordata; Actinopteri; Atheriniformes; Melanotaeniidae
Gene: cope
Product: COPI coat complex subunit epsilon
Exons: 10
Coding region: 39-947 (302 amino acids)
Biological process (GO): retrograde vesicle-mediated transport, Golgi to endoplasmic reticulum; endoplasmic reticulum to Golgi vesicle-mediated transport; intra-Golgi vesicle-mediated transport
Cellular component (GO): COPI vesicle coat
Molecular function (GO): protein binding; structural molecule activity
Source: RefSeq, a predicted model, not a curated record